Molecule: messenger RNA, 786 nt
Organism: Penicillium robsamsonii
Lineage: Eukaryota; Fungi; Ascomycota; Eurotiomycetes; Eurotiales; Aspergillaceae
Product: isocitrate lyase/PEP mutase family protein
Exons: 1
Coding region: 1-786 (261 amino acids)
Molecular function (GO): catalytic activity
Source: RefSeq, a predicted model, not a curated record
AUGUCAACCCAAAACGACAUCGCCAAACACCUCCGCUCCCUCCACCAACCUGGCAACCCCCUAAUCCUAACAAACGUCUACGAUGCCGCAACAGCCUCUAUAAUCGCCUCACUACCAACAGCGCCCGCCAUCGCGACAGGGUCAUAUGCGAUCGCUGCAACGAUCGGUGUUGACGACAACGCCCUAACAAAAAUCCAACACCUGACCGCGAUAGCCGCCAUCGCCGCCUCUGUCCGUGCUACCAACCCUGCCAAACCACUAACCGUCGAUGUACAAGAUGGGUACGGUGAUGUCUCCGAACUGGCAGAUACCAUCUCCCAGGUUAUCGCGCUAGGCGUUGUGGGCUGUAAUAUCGAAGAUAUGGACGCCACCGGCGUGCUGCGGUCGGUAGAUGAGGCUGCGGCGCGGGUUGGGGCUGUUGUUCAGGCGGCAAAGGCCGCCGGGGUUCCCGAUUUUGUGGUCAAUGCUAGGACUGACGUGCUGCUGACGGAUAAUGGGACCAUUGAAGAGGCCAUUGAGCGUGGGAGGGCGUUUUUGGACGCCGGUGCUACUACGGUUUUUGUUUGGGGCGGGCCUAGUGGGAGGGGUGUGUCGAGUGAGGAGGUCCGGAGGUUGGUUGAUGCCCUGGGAGGUAUGGUUAACGUGAAGAUGAAUUUGAGGGAGGGCUUUCUUGGGGUAAAGGAAAUUCGGGCGCUGGGUGUUGCGAGGAUUAGUGUUGGGCCGGAGUUGUGGAAAGCUGCUAUGAAGGCAUUUACUGAACGGGCUGAACAACUGUUGGCUUUGUGA